Calliphora vicina (urban bluebottle blowfly) is the source of this 2796-nucleotide messenger RNA. Its product is annotated as homeobox protein cut. The coding region runs from base 696 to 2600 and encodes 634 amino acids. The transcript has 2 exons. Gene Ontology annotation, biological process: regulation of DNA-templated transcription. The record is from RefSeq and is a predicted model, not a curated record. Gene Ontology annotation, cellular component: nucleus. NCBI's taxonomy places the organism in Eukaryota, Metazoa, Arthropoda, Insecta, Diptera, Calliphoridae. Gene Ontology annotation, molecular function: zinc ion binding; DNA-binding transcription factor activity, RNA polymerase II-specific; RNA polymerase II cis-regulatory region sequence-specific DNA binding.
GAUACAAGAACAAAAGGUGUACAGACAAAAAAAAACUACUUUAUUACAUACAAGAAAAUAUUUCUGUGAAAUUAAAUUAAUCAAUUAAUAAAUAAAUAUUUGUGAAACUAUAGCAAGUGUUAGUGAACAGAUAAACACAUGAAUAACAUAAUAAUGAUGAAAUUUAUGAAAAUAUCUUAAAAGGCAAAACAAAAAAAGCCAGUGCUAAAUAUAUUUUUGACAGACACAAGAAGAAGAUAUUCUAACAAGAAUGAAUAUCUGAAGCUGAAAAACAAACAAGCAAACUAUAAACAAAAUAACUCAAAUUAAAAACAAAUAAAGACACACCAAAAUAACUAAUUAAACACACACAAAAAUAAGAAAAGAAAUAUAAACAAUAUUAACAUUUAAUAAUAAAAAAGAAAAAGAAUAAUAGACUAUAAAAAAAUCCAUUAAAUAAAGUAACUUUGAAGUACAUUUACUAUUUACACAUACACACAAUUGCAGGUUUUCGUGCAAAAUUGUGAAUUUUUCCAUUAAACACUAAAAUACCCCCUAUAAGAGAGAGUCAGAGAGUUACACCCUCUCGCUUUCUCUCUCUCUCUCUUGCUGUAGUAUAUUUUGUUUGCAAUUCUUUUAGCUAUUAAAUAAAUGUUAUUAGAAAACUAAUUAAUUGAUACCAACAAAAAACAACAAAAAAAAAAAAACACUUAAAAAUGGAUGAUGGUGAAUUUAAUUUAUCGAAUACUAUCGGUAUCGGUUUAAAUAUUGGGGAACAAAUGCUAUUGCCGGUUUCCAAUGGUGAAGAAGAAGCACAAAUUGCAUUACAGCAACAACAUCAUCAUCAACAACAACACCUUCAUGAACAGCAACAACAACAACAGCACCAUCAACAUCAUCAACAAGCUCAUUAUGUCUCUAAUCUGAAUAUAGAGCAUCAAUCCGGAGAAAAUGUCAACAAUACACCAGAGACCACAACAAAUGUCACUUGUUUGGACAAUUCAAUUGGAAAUUUUUAUCAAGAGAACACAGAUCUGGAGGAUUUAAAUGCCAAACUGGCAGAAACAACAAAAAUCCUAGAGUACACGCCAGUGGAAAAGCCUACAGAGUUACUAACAACUUUGCAAGAGGAAAAUCGUGAGAAAGCAGUUGUAGAAGAGCUAGGAAGCAUUGCAACAGAAGCUGGAGACAAGAAUAAAGUAGAUGACAAGAAAAUCAAUGAAGAGGAGGAAGACGAGACCGAAGAUAAAGAAGACAAUGAAGAUGAGGAGGAAGAUGUAGAGGAAAUAGAAGCAGAAGUUGUGGAAGGUGAGGAUGAAGAAAUUGAGGAAGUGGAUGAUGAAGAUGAAGUUGAGGAAGAAAUAAUACCCGAUGAAGUCAUAGUGCCAGAAAAUACAGAAGAUAAAAUAAAAGAAAUAAAAACUACUGAGAGCGAUAAAGAAGGUAAAGAAAAGGACGAUGAAGGCGAAGAAGAUGAUGCCGAAGAAAAUGAAGAUUCACAAAACAAUGAAGACGACGAGUCCGAACAGCCCACCAGCUCUAUACGUGCAGCGAGAAGGAAAGAGGAGCAUGUUGAUGAAAAUCAAUGUCGUGUAUGUUGUGCCACAGACAAUCUAGUGAGUAUUUUCAAAAAGGUCGAAGAACGCACAGUAGCCGAUCUAUUAAUGACCAUAUGUCCGUCGGUGUCCAUAGCUAUCAAAGACUUCCUACCACAAUACAUUUGCAAUGCCUGCUGUGACAAUGUGGUCAUUGCCAUUAAACUCAAAACCCAGUGUGAAACUACCGAAAAGGAACUGCGAAAGAAACUGUCGCGUCAUAAGAAUAAAAUUAGAAGGCCAGUGGGUUAUGUGGUAAUCGAUGCUCCACUCGAUUCCGAUCCGCCCACGGAUGAUGAGCAAGCCAAUGAUGAAGAAUUCAAAGUGUCUGAUAUAGCGAGUGCCACACCUAGUGAAGACUCGGAUACCUCCGAUUUUAGCGACAGUAAAAAGAAGAGAACACGUAGCCGCAAGCGACGUAAAUCGGCUGUGGUUACACCCACGGAUGGUAAAAGAUCCAAAACUAAAAGCAAAUCCGAUGACCAGUCAUCCGACGAGGAUAACGACGAUGGUGAUCCUAUAAAACAAAAACGCAAACGUUCUAGCAACUCUUCGCCCGAGAAUUUCGCCUGCAACGAAUGUGGCCAAACCUUCUCGCGCAAGCAAUCAUUGGUCCUACACAAAAGACAGCAUGUUUAUGAUCGGGGCGAACCCAUUAAAUGUGAGGUAUGCGGCAAAAAGUUUAAAAUCAAAGGAGCCUAUCGCACACAUCUGGAGAAACACCGGGAAGAGAGGCGAGCCAAUAAAUGCACCCAGUGUUCUCGACGUUUCGGCAACAGCAGCGAUCUUAAACGCCACAUAGCCGAGGAGCACAAGGAGAAGUCUAUAUUGCCUACUUGCUCGAAAUGUAAUCGAACUUUUUCCUCUGCCGGCCGUUUGCAGCGUCAUAAGCAGAAUGUUUGUUCGGUCUCUGACUCCAGUAAAUUUAAAAAAUCCGAAACUCAUGCAUUUGCUGUGGGUACAGAUCUGUUUAAGGCGGUAGCCCCACUACAGUCCACCUAUUGGAGUGAUAGUUUCUCAGAUUAAGCUGCAACUGAAGUCAAAAUGAGUUGUUACACUACAUUUCAGAUAUAUUUUGGUUUUACAAACGAAUAAUGAUGAGGUUUUUUUAUUUAAUGAAAACUACAAUUAAUUUAAGUUUACAGUAUUGGCUUUAGUAAUAAGAAGGCUUUUGCGAAAUAAAAAUAAAAAAUAAAUAAAUUUAAGAUUUUUGAGUGCAACA